AUGUCGGCGUUUGGCUCAGUUCCAUCGCUCCGAAGCACCGCCGCCAGGCGCGUGUGUGCUUCGUCUUGCUCUACCUCCGCCGCUUGCUUGCCCAGGACGACGACGAUAGCAAACCGAUUGCCCCGCUCGGCGACAGCGCCGAAACAAUGGGCCCGCGGGGUGGCCACGAACCGGUCCGUCGGGACUAUGGCUCUCGGCAAUGACACGCAGCAGAAGUUGCUCGCUAGCCAUCUCCAACAAGCCGAUCCCAUCAUGUACGAUAUCAUCGAAAAGGAGAAAAUCAGGCAAAAGCAGUUCAUCAACCUUAUUCCGUCCGAGAACUUCACCUCGCAGGCCGUUUUAGAUGCGCUUGGGAGUCCGAUGCAGAACAAAUACUCGGAAGGAUAUCCUGGAGCGAGAUACUAUGGUGGCAAUGAGUUCAUCGAUGCGUCCGAGAGACUAUGCCAGCAGCGGGCGCUUGAGACCUUCGGCUUGGAGGCGAAAGAGUGGGGUGUGAAUGUUCAGGCCCUCUCCGGUGCUCCCGCCAACCUGUACGUCUACUCGGCCCUCCUUGAAACACACGACCGUCUCAUGGGUCUCGACCUUCCCCACGGAGGCCACCUGUCCCACGGAUACCAAACGCCCACGAAAAAGAUCUCGUUCAUCUCCAAGUACUUUGAGACCCUCCCGUACCGCCUCGAUGAGUCGACUGGAUACAUCGACUACGACAAGCUCGAGGAAUCGGCCACCCUCUACCGUCCCAAGAUCAUCGUCGCCGGUGCCUCGGCUUACAGCCGGCUGAUCGACUACGCCCGCAUGCGCGAGAUCUGCAACAAGGUCAACGCCUACCUCCUUGUCGACAUGGCGCAUAUUUCCGGUCUCGUCGCGGCCAAGGUCAUGCCGGGCCCCUUCGCCCACGCUGAUAUCGUUACCACCACAAGCCACAAGUCACUUCGUGGCCCCCGCGGCGCCCUCAUCUUCUUCCGCCGCGGUGUGCGCCGCACCCAUCCCAAGACGGGCGCCGAAGAACUCUACAACCUCGAGAACCCCAUCAACGCCUCCGUCUUCCCUGGACACCAAGGCGGGCCGCACAACCACACAAUCGCUGCCCUCUCCGUCGCCCUUAAGCAGGCGCAGACGCCUGAAUUCCGCACCUACCAAUCCCAGGUUCUCUCCAACUCCCAGGCCCUGGCCCGCCGACUAGGCGAACCGAAGGAGAAGGGUGGGCUCGGCUACCGGCUCGUCAGCGGCGGCACCGACAACCACCUUGUCCUCGUCGACCUCAAGCCACAGGGUGUCGACGGUGGACGCGUCGAACGCGUGCUCGAACUUGUCGGCGUCGCCGCCAACAAGAACACCGUCCCCGGCGACCGCUCCGCCCUAACCCCCGGUGGCCUACGCAUGGGCACUCCAGCCAUGACGACGCGCGGCUUCAGCGAGAACGAUUUUGAGCGUGUUGCGGAUAUCGUCGACCGGGCCGUGACGAUUGCCGCACGUGUUGAUAAGGCGGCGCGGAAAGCGGCCGAAGAGAAGGGCGAGGCGAAGACAGCGGGUCGGCUCAAGACUUUCUUAGAGUAUCUUGGAAAUGGCGAGACGGACACGGAGAUUGUGCAACUGCGGAGUGAAGUUGCGGACUGGGUCGGUACCUACCCGCUGCCGUGGGAUACGAAAGCGUAA
Molecule: messenger RNA, 1656 nt
Organism: Dichotomopilus funicola
Lineage: Eukaryota; Fungi; Ascomycota; Sordariomycetes; Sordariales; Chaetomiaceae
Product: serine hydroxymethyltransferase-domain-containing protein
Exons: 5
Coding region: 1-1656 (551 amino acids)
Biological process (GO): L-serine catabolic process; tetrahydrofolate interconversion; folic acid metabolic process
Cellular component (GO): cytoplasm
Molecular function (GO): pyridoxal phosphate binding; zinc ion binding; serine binding
Source: RefSeq, a predicted model, not a curated record